AUGCCUGGCAGACCAAAGAUAAACAGGAAGAAAUGCAUUUCAGAAAGAAGUGACAUACACACUCGUAGCAAAGUUGGGACCACUUCUAAAUGUUGUUUAUGUUCCCAACAAGGUCAUAACAAGAGGAAAUGUCCUCUGAAACAGCUUAAUGCAGUAGAUGAUUCAGAUCUCUUUGAUUACCAUGAGCUAUUUGAGGAGGAGGAGGUUGGAGGUGAUUCAGAGAAAGAAGUUGGAGGAGAUUCAGAGGAUGAUUUAGAGGUGGAGGUUGAACAAGUGGAGGUUGAACAAGUGGUUGAUGAAGAAGUGUUGAAUCCUGGAAACCAGCAUGUGGUUGCUCCAUCUUCGAAAAGGAGAAAGUGUGGUCUUUCUCAGAGGAACACAAAACUUAGGUUGACGAGGGAAGUGGUUACCAAAGAUGAUACAGGGGGAAGUCUUGAAAAUCCCCUCACACUAUAG
Molecule: messenger RNA, 456 nt
Organism: Lactuca saligna
Lineage: Eukaryota; Viridiplantae; Streptophyta; Magnoliopsida; Asterales; Asteraceae
Source: the annotation of a GenBank genome assembly